AUGCCUGAGAGGGGUCAGAAGUCUUUAAUGGCUUUGUCAUCACAAAGGAAACAAUCGUUCGGUGAAGCUGUCAGCAGAAAAAGUAUGUGUCGAUCAGGCAUAGUCACCAGAACGAUGGCCUCACAGGAGCAGGUCUGGCCAGUCCCAAUGAAGGCAAUUGGAGCACAAAACCUUUUGACAAUGCCUGGAGGAGUGACCAAAUCAGGGUAUCUUCAUAAAAAAGGAGGCACCCAGCUGCAGAUCUUGAAGUGGCCAUUGAGAUUUGUGAUUAUCCAUGAGGGAUGUAUUUACUAUUUUAAGAGCAGCACAUCUGCAUCCCCACAGGGUGCUUUUUCUUUGAAUGGUUACAACAGGGUUAUGCGGGCAGUUGAGGAGACGACAUCAAGCAAUGUGUUUCCUUUCAAGUUAGUUCACAUUAGCAAGAAGCACAGGACGUGGUUUUUUUCGGCUUCUUCUGAAGAUGAAAGAAAGAACUGGAUGCUGUCCUUGAGGAGGGAAAUUGAUCACUACCAUGAAAAGAAAGAAACAAUAACAGAAUGCAGUGACUCUGGUUCCGAUGCAGACAGUUUCUAUGGCUCAGUAGAACGUCCCAUUGAUAUCAAGUACUCUCAUCAUUCAGCAGAUAAUGAAGAUUACGACCAGGAGGAAGAGGAUGAGUCUUACUUGCAGCCAGAUACUUCUGACAUAGUAAAAGAUGAUAUGGUCCUGCCCCCAGCCUACCCGCCUCCACCAGUUCCUCAUGUCAGAAAAGCUCCCUACUCAGAGUCAAGGGUAAAUUCCUUUCCUGGCAAAUCCACUGUGCCAGUACCACCACCACCUCCAAAAAGAAGCUUACCUGAUAUCAAACUAGAAGAUACCUUAAACAUGAGAGAACCCCACUGCCGACCUGAACCUAAUCUAAAGAUCCAGCCCUCAUGUCGAAGGCUCAGUGAACAGCUGCCCCCUGUACCCCCUCUACCUCUUCUCAAAAAGACUGUGGGUAUCAAAGAAUCUUCCUCAUUGCCUCCAGAGCCUGUGCCUUUAGCUCAAGUUCUUGCUACUCCAGAAGGGUGUGAGAAGCUAAAAACCUUAAACCUUUCACCACGAACUCCUCCUCCGCUACCAAGCAAUAAACCCAAGGUGUCACAGCUUACUGAAAAACCAGUAGAGCCCAGAGUGCCAAGAGAACACAGUAAACCUGGACUGUUUGUGCCACCAGUGCUCCCAAAGCCACCUGUGCCAACCCACCAGCCACCCGGAGUCAAGCCUAGACCUGAGAAGUCUUCAUGUCCCCAGUUACAGAGAUCACCACCAGAUGGACAGAGUUUUAGAAGCUUCUCAUUUGAAAAACCAGCACUAUCCCCCAAGCCAAAGCAACCUGAUGAUGAUUCUGAUGAUGACUAUGAAAAAGUUGGGCUGCCUGCUUCAGUAUUUCUUAAUACCUCUGAAUCCUUCGAAGUUGAAAGGACAUUUAAAGCUAGUAGCCCACGGGGACAACCACAGAAUGGAUUGUACUGCAUUAGGAACUCAUCUACCAAGCCUGGAAAGGUAUUGGUUGUGUGGGAUGAAUCUGCAGAAAAAUUGAGGAACUACAGAAUCUUCGAAAAGGAUUGCAAGUUUUACCUGGAUUCAGACAUCAUGUUUUUGAACAUGGGGAGUUUGGUUGAAUACUACAGCAUUCAUGUCUUACCUAGUCAUGACAGCCUGAUUCUUCGGUGUCCUUAUGGUUACUCUAAACCAAGGUGACAUGACAGGCAUAAUUCACUGACUUUUAGGACAAGCACAUUCUCUACUGCCCUUGAAUGAGAUGGACUCCUGCCAGUGCUGGACAUCCCAUUGUUUGCACACAGAAACUGAG
Molecule: messenger RNA, 1837 nt
Organism: Nestor notabilis (Kea)
Lineage: Eukaryota; Metazoa; Chordata; Aves; Psittaciformes; Psittacidae
Gene: SH3BP2
Product: SH3-domain binding protein 2
Exons: 13
Coding region: 1-1725 (574 amino acids)
Biological process (GO): signal transduction
Molecular function (GO): SH3 domain binding
Source: RefSeq, a predicted model, not a curated record